CUCCCGCCGGGCCUGGAGUUGGGUUUGGGGCGGGUUACACUGCCAAAGCGUCUCCUCCAGCAGGCAGGCGAGGGCUCUCCUCCACCCCGAGCUUGCGUUUCCUGAGGCUCCAGGCAGUGCUCUGCGCUGGCCUGCUGCCCUGCUGGUGGGUGACCAGAGGUGGGCAUCACGGGAAGAGCCCUCCACGAAGGGGAGGCCCCUGAGGAUCAGGCCAGCAGCUGCAGGUAGCGCCGCGGUGCCCGGGGCCCAGGGGAGGGCGUCCCGGGAGCCGGGGCUGCAGGGUGAAAGCCGGGCAGGGAAGGAGAAGAAGGCAGGCACCCUCGAGGCUGGCAGCCCCCGGACAUCACACGGCCCCAAGCAGGAGCCUGAGACGGCAGAGCAGCGCUCUCACCGCCAGAGGAGCCCCCCAAGGCCCCAGAGUCCCAGGGUCAUCGGGCCGCUUUGAGAGUCCCCGUCCUGUGUGGCAGGCCCGGGCACCCUGGUGAUUGCUGACCCCCCCCCCCAGCUGUCCUCUGCUUCCAGCUCCUGCUCUGUCCUCCUGUGGGUGGGGGCUCCCCCUCUAUCCCUCCCUACCCUCGCCAGCCAUCCAAGCGUGCUUUCUGGAAGGGCAGGAAGGGGAACACCCAGCAGGCAGCACCCCAAGUGCAACAGCUCCCACCGCCGUCACGCACCCUGACAGCAGCCCCCUCCUUCCCCGGGGCCGAGCUCCAGCAGCUUGGGGCCAGCCCUGGGAUGGACACCGAGGGGUCAGCCUCGGCAGCCACCGGAGUUUGGGUGGCUGCGUCCCACCUUCUCCCCGGUGGGCGGUGCCUGAUGGGGUGUUGGCGUUGGGUGAAGGCUGUUCGUGAGACAUUUUGAAAGGUGUCCCCUGUGUCUGGGGGGAAUGACAGCCACAAGCUCACCCCGUGGCCAGUGCUCUCAGACCCAGCCCAGGCGGCAGCCCCGGGACAAGGAGAGGGGCUGGGAACACCGACAGGAGAAUUGGAGUCUGACGGUUCCCACCGAGGCCUCUUGGUGUAAAGUCCUGUCUAGCGGGGGCCCAGGUGGGUUGCGCAGGCCGGUGAGCUGUGAGCAGAGCCGUAAGGAAUCUGGACUCACCAGGCCUGGGGAUGGCUGGAAACUGCUCCUGGGAGACCCAUCCCACCAACAGGAACAAGAUGUGUCCGGGAGUGAGCGAGGCCCCGGAGCUCUACGGCCGCGGCUUCCUGACCAUCGCGCAGAUCACCAUGCUGCCACCGCCAGCCGUCAUGAACUACAUCUUCCUGCUUCUCUGUCUGUGCGGCCUGGUGGGCAACGGGCUGGUCCUCUGGUUUUUCGGCUUCUCCAUCAAAAGGAGCCCCUUCUCCAUCUACUUUCUGCACUUGGCCAGCGCGGACGUCGGCUACCUCUUUAGCAAGGCCGUGUUCUCCAUCCUGAACACGGGGGGCUUCCUGGGCUCAUUUGCCGACUACGUCCGCGCGGUGUCCCGGAUCCUGGGGCUCUGCAUGUUUGUCACCAGCGUGAGCCUCCUGCCAGCCGUCAGCUCAGAGCGCUGCCUGUCGGUCAUCUUUCCCUCCUGGUACUGGCGCCGUCGGCCCAAGCGCCUGUCGGCUGUGGUGUGCUCACUCCUCUGGAGCCUGUCGCUCCUGGUCACCAGCAUCCACAGCUACUUCUGCGUGUUCCUGGGCCGCCAGGCGUCUGGGCCGGGCUGCGGGCACGUGGACACCUUCCUGGGCAUCCUGCUGUUCCUGGUCUUCUGUCCGCUCAUGGUGCUGCCCUGUCUGGCGCUCGUCCUGCACGUGGAGUGCCGGGCCCGGCGGCGCCAGCGCUCGGCCAAGCUCAACCACGUCAUCCUGGCCAUGGUCUCGGUUUUCCUCGUGUCCUCCAUCUACUUAGGGAUCGACUGGUUCCUCUUCUGGGUCUUCCAGAUCCCGGCCCCCUUCCCCGAGUACGUCACCGACCUGUGUAUCUGCAUCAACAGCAGCGCCAAGCCUGUCGUCUACUUCCUGGCCGGCAGGGACAAGUCACAGCGGCUGUGGGAGCCCCUCAGGGUGGUCUUCCAGCGGGCCCUGCGAGACGGGGCCGAGCCGGGGGAGGCGGGGGGCAGCACGCCCAACACGGUCACCAUGGAGAUGCAGUGCGCCUCGGGGAAUGCCUCGUGAGAGGCCAGCUGCUGGUGGGGAGGCGGCAGCCAGCUGGAGUGGCCUCCAGAGACCCUUUGCAGGAGUCAGGAGUUGGGCAGCAGCCCCGGGGCCCGAGUGCAAGGAGAAAAAUCUGCUCCCCGCCCGCGUGCCGCCUUCUCCCGGGGCAGAGGCUCUGGGCGUGGCCGAGAGACAGAAGAGCCACUUCCAAACAGACCCCGUGGCCUCACCAGGCUCCCCGCAGCUAUCCUCCUUCCGUGACCCACUGCAGAAGUUGCCCCCGGGCGGUGGGCCGGGUGUGGGGCUCCUCCCCGCCCCAGGAUGGCCAGGAAAGGAGAGGAGGGGGUCACGCAGCCCAUCCACCUCCUGCCCCAUCAGCCAGCCCUCCUGAGAACAGCCAGCCCAUCGCCCGUCGGGCCAGCAUCUUUGUCCUGCUGUUGGGACACCUGCUGUCUCCUUUCUGCCCUGUCAAGGCAAGGGUGCUACCUGGGAGACGCUUCUCCUUAACCCGCCUGGGAGCCCAGUCUUUCUGCACAUGACGUUCCCUUUGGUGGCCGAAAUGGGGGAGCCUCUGGCACGGCAAGUGCCUGGACGCAGGAAAAGCCGUCGGCUGGCUUGAGUGGCUCACUCUCGUUUCUGACUCCAUGCCAGCCGGCAUGUCUGAGCUGCCGUCCGCCUGGUCUGAGGGGCUCCGGAAGGCCGUCCAGGCAGUCUCUGAGCUAUAGCCCCACCCAAAAGUGGGCACUGGCUCUACCUGGCCACCUCAGCCCACCUACAAGCACGGUGGCCCAGUUUGAUGAAAGAUAAUACGUGUAUAUCAAUAAACGUUUUCUAUCUCGCAGCGA
This is a messenger RNA of Orcinus orca (killer whale), 2965 nucleotides long. Its product is annotated as mas-related G-protein coupled receptor member F. The coding region runs from base 1110 to 2141 and encodes 343 amino acids. NCBI's taxonomy places the organism in Eukaryota, Metazoa, Chordata, Mammalia, Artiodactyla, Delphinidae. The record is from RefSeq and is a predicted model, not a curated record. Gene Ontology annotation, biological process: G protein-coupled receptor signaling pathway. Gene Ontology annotation, cellular component: membrane. Gene Ontology annotation, molecular function: G protein-coupled receptor activity. The transcript has 3 exons.